AUGGCCUCCUUUGUCCCACCACGAAACUCCACUCCGACUCCCACUCCGUGUGACUCAAUGGCACUCUGCCUUGGCACCCUCCCACAGAGCUUGACCCCAUAUGCUCCCUGGCUGGCUUCUCCCACCCAAAUCAUCUCAGGCAUAGGUUGUGCAACCUCUCCCAUCCCAGCCCCAUCCAGGUGUCAGGCAGAUGCCAAAGCCUGGAGCCUCUCAACCUCCUCACGAAGCAAGUCGCAGCAAGAUCACCUGCCCCAACACCCACCAGAGGUCUCAUUCUGGGGACACCCCACAGACAAACAGGGGCAGACCAGCGAGGGUCAGACUCCUGGGGGUGUUCAUCCUUUCAGGUUUGCUGUCAGCCAGGCCUUGGACCCUUCUGCAGAAUCACUCACUCACAGGGAAGCCAGGAAUCCAGCACCCUCCAAGGGUCAGGAACCCGACACGAGCACUUCCCAAGGGUUCGCCAUCUUCAGUCCACCUACGCAACAGAAUCUGGAGACAGAUAUUACAAGGCUUCAGGCGAGGCACAGGUGGCACCCACCCCUCAAGAUCCUGAAGGUCAUAAAUCUGUUUGAGUCGAAAAAGGCUCAACCCUCACCCCUUCUCUGCUCCCCCUGUACCUGCUCAGCUACCUGUGUACCUGGAGCCCAGCUAAAUAAACAGCUCGGCUUCUCAGACAUCUCUGUGCGGCUUCCAGAGCACGUCCAGUGGGGACACAGCCAGGGACAACACAACAGCAGAUCUGUUCCAGACAGUGGGGCUUCCGGGGCUCAGGGGAUCACGACAGCCGUGGGACGGAUCUUAGAGGAGAGAAUCACACUUCAACAUGGACAUCCUCCCUCAGAGUUAAAUUGGCACAAAGGGCAAUUCCAGGCUCCAGCAGGAGAACAUGGUGCCACAGACUUCUUGUACCACAGGCUUCUCUCCUUUGAAGAGCAAGGGAGAGUGAUGAGAGAGGAAGCCUGCAGUCUCCAAGCCACCCUGAAGGGCCACAGCAGUCCUGGCAAGAGUAGGUGGGCCAGAGACAAGGAUGGCAACAGGGCCUUCCUACCCCAUGAGCUGGGGUGCCCAGACAGGCCCGGCCAGCAGGGGCCAAGGGUGGCAGGUGCCUCAGCCUGUACCCACCACCGCCCAAGGCUGUGUGUGAUUCAGAAUUAUGUGUCACCUGUUCAGCAAGAGCAGCAGAAAGAGGAUGCUCUCCGGCUCUGA
This is a messenger RNA of Manis pentadactyla (Chinese pangolin), 1209 nucleotides long. RefSeq names its product spermatogenesis-associated protein 31A3-like. The record is from RefSeq and is a predicted model, not a curated record. Lineage: Eukaryota; Metazoa; Chordata; Mammalia; Pholidota; Manidae. Bases 1 to 1209 code for a protein of 402 amino acids. The transcript is spliced from 5 exons.